CUGCGCAGUUAGAUGGUGUGUUAUGAGACGGAUUUUGUUAUGGACUCAGUCAGGGUGAAAGUUUAGUAAACCCUUGGGGCUCCUUGCUCUUCGUUUCUAGAGAGGACUGCUGCUAACUGGGGAACUACCACUACUAGCUGACCAAUUAGCUAAUAGGAUGUUUCCAGCUUGCAGAUAUUCAAUUCAAGCCCAGAGGUGUAUGCGAGUAUUGAAAACAGUGCAAGCAGAACAUGCUUCGCUGCAGCUCUACGCAUGGAGACGAAAUGGCUCAUCUGCCGUGACACCCCGCAUAACAUCCCACUACUCAAUCUUCCCCAGGGACAACGACCCACGAUGGGAAGGUGUGGAGAUGGAGCGGUUUGCUGACGAGGCCGAUGUGGUGAUAGUGGGCGGGGGUCCAGCAGGCCUGUCGGCAGCCAUCCGGCUGAAGCAGCUAGCCAAUGAGCAGGAGAAGGAGCUGCGUGUGUGCCUGGUGGAGAAGGCCUCUCAGAUUGGUGCACACACCCUCUCUGGCGCCUGCCUGGAGCCAAGCGCCCUCAUUGAGCUCUUCCCAGACUGGAAGGAGAGAGGGGCGCCCUUAAACACACCCGUCACAGAGGAUUUGUUCAGCAUUCUGACCAAGAAACAUCGAAUUCCUGUCCCAAUGUUGCCAGGUCUGCCCAUGAACAACCACGGGAACUACAUAGUGCGGCUGGGUCAUUUUGUACGCUGGUUGGGAGAGCAAGCUGAGGAGCUGGGUGUGGAGAUAUACCCUGGCUACGCGGCAGCGGAGGUAUUGUUCCAUGAAGAUGGAAGCGUGAAAGGGAUUGCCACCAAUGACGUGGGCAUCGCAAAGGAUGGUUCGCCCAAGGAUGUGUUUGAGAGGGGAAUGGAGCUCCAUGCUAAGGUGACCCUGUUUGGAGAGGGCUGUCACGGCCAUCUAGCCAAACAGCUCUACCAGCGAUUCAACCUCCGGGAGAACUGUGAACCCCAGACGUAUGCCAUUGGCCUGAAAGAGCUAUGGGUCAUUGAUGAAAAGAAGUGGAGACCAGGCAGAAUAGAACAUUCGGUGGGCUGGCCACUGGACAGGAACACGUACGGUGGUUCCUUCCUCUAUCACUUGAACGAGGGCGAGCCGUUGGUGGCCUUGGGCUUUGUGAUUGGUCUGGACUAUACCAACCCCUAUCUCAGCCCCUUCAGAGAGUUCCAGCGCUGGAAGCAUCAUCCUUUCAUUGCUAAGACCCUGGAGGGGGGGGAUAGAAUUGCCUAUGGAGCCAGGGCGCUCAACGAGGGAGGCUAUCAGUCUCUCCCUAAGGUGACAUUCCCAGGGGGGAUGCUGAUUGGAUGCAGUCCGGGCUUUAUGAACGUACCGAAGAUUAAAGGUACCCACACGGCCAUGAAGAGUGGCAUGCUGGCCGCGGAGGCCAUCUUCCCUAAAGUCACAGCUGAAGACCCAGCUUCUGAAACAACCGGAUUUCACAUACCUGAGUAUGAAGAGAAUCUGAAGAAGUCUUGGAUCUGGAAAGAGCUGUACUCAGUGAGGAACAUCAGGCCGUCAUUCCACAACUACUUUGGGCUGUACGGGGGCAUGCUCUACACUGGGGUCUUCUACUGGAUAUUUAGAGGAAAGGAGCCGUGGACACUGAAACACGCAGGCUUGGACUCGGCCCAGCUUAAACCGGCUAAGGAGUGCUUACCCAUCGAGUACCCCAAGCCGGAUGGCAAGCUGAGCUUCGAUCUGCUCUCCUCGGUGGCUCUGAGCGGCACCAACCACGAGGGGGACCAGCCGCCCCACCUCACCCUGAAGGACGACAGCGUCCCCGUCGCCCGGAACCUGGCCAUCUAUGAUGGGCCGGAGCAGCGCUUCUGUCCAGCAGGUGUGUACGAGUACGUCCCCCUUGAGACUGGAGAAGGUAUGCGGUUGCAGAUCAAUGCUCAAAACUGUGUCCACUGCAAGACGUGUGACAUCAAGGACCCCAGCCAGAACAUCAACUGGGUGGUGCCGGAAGGCAGCGGAGGACCAGCCUACAAUGGAAUGUGAUUUAUUCCCCAUUUUAUUCAGGCAUAUCGAGGAACCAAUUGUAGCCCAAGAAGCCUCUAUAAACCCUCUUCAGUGAGUUGGCUGUGUAAGUGCAUUUGGGGCUUGCUGCCAACAAUACUGCUCGUAGAACUUAGGAACUGUAUUAUGUGCCUGAAUAUGGAACCGACUGUCACUGUUCUUUUAACAUGGGCAUUGCAAAUAGGAAUCAAAACAGGUGUUUUUGGUUUAUAUACAGUUUUCAGAAUAACUUAAAUGAUUUUAUGUAUUUUGUAUGUGAUGGAAAAAGCUGUGUUAUGAUUACUGACCAUGGAUGGACAGAUCUUAAAAUUAGACAAUAUUUAGUUAUCCUGAUUUAAGUUUUAUUUGAUUACUUACUACAAAUCCCAUUAGCAACAACAUUGUAUGAUCUGUAAGAUACUGUACAUAAUGUCCUUAGCAGGUAGAAUGUCUGUGAAUAAACAUUUAUGAUGCCUGUCUUAACUUUA
This is a messenger RNA of Esox lucius (northern pike), 2505 nucleotides long. It is a transcript of the gene etfdh, whose product is annotated as electron transfer flavoprotein dehydrogenase. Lineage: Eukaryota; Metazoa; Chordata; Actinopteri; Esociformes; Esocidae. The transcript is spliced from 13 exons. Gene Ontology annotation, molecular function: iron-sulfur cluster binding; electron-transferring-flavoprotein dehydrogenase activity. The record is from RefSeq and is a predicted model, not a curated record. Bases 158 to 2020 code for a protein of 620 amino acids. Gene Ontology annotation, biological process: electron transport chain. Gene Ontology annotation, cellular component: mitochondrial inner membrane.